Molecule: messenger RNA, 793 nt
Organism: Cannabis sativa
Lineage: Eukaryota; Viridiplantae; Streptophyta; Magnoliopsida; Rosales; Cannabaceae
Exons: 4
Coding region: 107-607 (166 amino acids)
Molecular function (GO): zinc ion binding
Source: RefSeq, a predicted model, not a curated record
AAAAAAAAAAAAAAAAAAAAAAAAUAUUGGAAAAUGAUGAUAAAAGCUUAAAAUAAAAUAAAAGUUGUGAGAAAGAGAAGCGUUGGAUUGACGCCAAAACCCAAAAAUGGUGAACUAUAUGCUUCAGAUCACCGCUGAGCUCGAGAACCUCACCGAUCUUCAGCCUCAAGGUGGCUGCGAUGACCCCAAUUUCUCCUAUCUCUUCAAGUUGAAAUGUGGAAGAUGUGGAGAAGAGACACAGAAAGAAACUUCUUUGACAUUGAGUGAGACUGUUCCUCUCGCUGUAGGCAAGGGCACAGUUCAUCUUUCUCAGAAGUGCAAGUUUUGCGGGAGGGAUGGAACAAUCACAAUGAUCCCGGGUCGCGGUAAACCACUGAGCCAUGGAGAUAGUGAGGCAGGGAAAUUCAGCCCAUUGAUGAUGUUUGAAUGCAGGGGUUAUGAACCUUUGAACUACCUUUUCGUUGAUGGGUGGAAGGCUGUAUCUCUUGAGGGUACAAAAUUUGAUGAGAUAGACUUGUCAGAUGGAGAGUUUGCUGAGUAUGACGAGAAGGGAGAGUGUCCGGUUAUGAUUUCCAAUCUUCGCUCUACUUUUGUUGUGGUCAAGUAAAAGUAAAACUACCAUUUGUGUUGGGGGAGUAAAUCAAGCACAAAAAUUCUCUGUGAAACAUACAUUUGAGAUCUGGUUAUAAUAAUAUAGAAAUGUUAAAAGGGCACCUUAGUCUUACUAUUAUAUCAUACAUUACUCAUUUUGAUUUAAUCAAUUAUUAUGAAAAAGCCUUAACUAUUCACAAAA